AUGACGACCCGAUCCAACGGCGACGGCCACGGCCACGGCGGCGCGGGGUCCUGGUACCCGCAGCGCCGCCCGCACUACGGGUACGGCGGCGGGUCCGCCUCCUUCCGCGGCUGCUGCUGCUGCCUCUUCCUGCUGCUCACCUUCCUGGCGCUCCUCGCCCUGGCCGUCGCGCUCGUCGUCGUGCUCGUGGUGAAGCCCCGCAAGCCGCAGUUCGACCUCAACCAAGUGUCCGUGCAGUACCUCCUCGUGGCCUCGCCCACGUCCCCCGCGGCGGCGUCCCCGGCCGGCGUGCCCCCCGCCGCCCCCGGCGCCGCCUACCUAUCCCUCAACAUCACGCUGCUCUUCACCGCCGAGAACCCCAACAAGGUGGGCAUCCGGUACGGCGCCACGGCGUUCGACGUCAUGUACCACGGGGUGCCGCUCGGGGUGGCUGCGGUGCCCGGGUUCGAGCAGCCCGCGCACAGCACCCGCCUGCUCCAGACCCGCGUCAUUGUCGACCGCUUCAACGUGCUCCAGACCGACGCGCAGGAUCUCGUCCGCGACGCCGCGAUCAACGACCGCGUCGAGCUCCGCAUCACCGGCGACGUCGGUGCGAAGAUCCUUGUGCUCGGAUUCUCCUCGCCAAAAGUGCAGGUGUCCGUGGAUUGCGCGAUCGCCAUCAGCCCGAGGAGCCAGUCGCUGAAAUACAAGCAGUGUGGCGUGGACGGGCUAAGCGUGUAG
Messenger RNA from Miscanthus lutarioriparius, 720 nucleotides. Lineage: Eukaryota; Viridiplantae; Streptophyta; Magnoliopsida; Poales; Poaceae. The record is from the annotation of a GenBank genome assembly.